This is a messenger RNA of Haliotis rubra (blacklip abalone), 3014 nucleotides long. RefSeq lists its product as uncharacterized. Gene Ontology annotation, biological process: mRNA splicing, via spliceosome. NCBI's taxonomy places the organism in Eukaryota, Metazoa, Mollusca, Gastropoda, Lepetellida, Haliotidae. The transcript is spliced from 24 exons. The record is from RefSeq and is a predicted model, not a curated record. Gene Ontology annotation, molecular function: RNA binding. Bases 78 to 2510 code for a protein of 810 amino acids. Gene Ontology annotation, cellular component: nucleus.
AUCGAGACAUCUCCCACAGGUGAUCAUGAAGGGUUGCCUUCAUCGACUUCUUCACACAACAACAUGCUGUUAGAUGGAUGGAGAAAAUACAGGGAUCAGUCGAGAUCUUGAAAUGCGAGGUGAAGGCUGAUUACAGUUUACGUGUCCUCAAGUGGUCAGAGCAAGCUGUGCAUACCUGGCGGAACUGGGCAACUACUGUCCCCUCAGACACCCUGGUGUUUUGGAACGUCCCACCUUUUUUUGGAGGGAAGGCAAUACGUGGUCAUAUUACACAGUUUGGCUUCAAACCAACUAAUGUAAUAGUGUUGAAGAAUAGGAAGUCUGGUUCAAAUAGAGGAUAUGGCUAUUUGGAAUUUGGAAGUGUUGCUGAAGCAGUUGAAGUCAUGGAUUUUACAAAGGGUGUGCUUGACAUGGACAAAAGGGCAAUACUUGUCACCUACAGCUCUGGUGGUAAAAAGGAUGACAAAUACACAGCAGCUGAACACAGAGGCGAGACUGACAACAAGGAUCAGAUGCAAGGAACAAUGGAUGAUCGAAAUGAUGGCACUAUGUAUAUUUCCAAUGAUCAGAUGCAAGGAGCAAUGGAUGAUCGAAACGAUGGCACUAUGUAUAUUUCCAAUGAUCAGAUGCAAGGAGCAAUGGAUGAUCGAAAUGAUGGCACUAUGUAUAUUUCCAAUCUUCCUGUUGGCAAUACCAUGGGGGAAUGGAACGAGUUGAAGUCAGAUGUCCAAACCAAAACAAUCAUGCUCAGUGGUCUCCCAAGAAUAACAAGACAAGCAGAAGUGUAUCACUUGCUUCAUGGUUUCCAUCACCAAGUCCGGGAUAUGCAGAUAGAGACAUCUCCCACAGGUGAUCAUGAAGGGGUUGCCUUCAUCGACUUCUUCACACAACAACAUGCUGUUAGAUGGAUGGAGAAAACCCAGGGAUCAGUCGAGAUCUUGAAAUGCGAGGUGAAGGCCGAUUACAGCUCACUCGUCCUCCAGUCAGAGCAAGCUGUGCAUACCUGGCAGAAAUGGGCAACUACUGUCCCUACAGACACCCUGGUGUUUUGGAACGUCCCACCUUUUGUUGGAGGGAAUGCAAUACGUUUUCAGAUUACAGAGUCUGGCUUUAAACCAAUUAAAGUAAUUGUUAUGAAGAAUAAUAAGCCUGGUGGGUCUGGUACAAGUAAAGGAUAUGGCUUUAUUGAAUUUGGAAGUGUUGCUGAGGCAGUUGAAUUAAUGGAUUUUACAAAGGGUGUGCUUGACAUGAUAGAAGUGGCAAUACUUGUCACCUACAGCUCUGGUGGUAAAAAGGACGACAAAUACACGGCAGCUGAACACAGAACCGAGACUGACAACAAGGAGCAGGUGCAAGGAGCAAUGGAUGAUCAAAAGGAAGGCAUUGUGUAUGUUUCCAAUCUGGCACCGGAUGUAACCCAACAGAAGAUCAUGGAAGUAUUUCAUCUGGCUGGUGAGGUACGGAAGGUUAAGAAGGAUGUGACAACUGCAACUGUCAGGUUCAAGAAACAUCAAGAUGCUGUACAAGCCAUUUCCAUGUUAAAUGGAAUGAUAGUGCUGGAGAGCAAGAUUGCCGUCAGUGAAGAACAACCCGAAGCUGUCAAAGCACCAGUUGUUCAGAAAACCAAUAUGGACAUAAAUCUGAUACGGACGAAACAAUGCCUAUAUGACCCUUCAGCCGAAAAGUACUACAAGAAAAUGAUGUUGAAGAAAUGUCCUGUAGCUGGCUGUUCAAUAAAGAAGCCUGUAGACUGGAAGAGCCUGGCUAGACACUGGGCAGAGAUACAUACUCCCACCAAGAAAAAGUUCACCUGCCCCAUAAAGGACUGCAGUAUUGGUUUAACCCACACUGAGACACACUUGCGUACACAUCUACAGGCUGAGCAUGAUGUCAAGGGAGACAACUUGGACAAAAAAAUGAAAGGAGCAAAAUUUUAUCUCAUACAAAAUGAAAAAUACAGUGAUCCAGGAAAUGUUGUCCUGCCACAACUGACUCAGGUCAAGGGACUACACAUAAAAAUACCCAAGACCCAAUGCCAGGUGGAAGGCUGUUCUUACACGUACACGACGAUGACGAGGAUGCAGCAACACUGGGCCAAAUACCAUCGUGCAACAGUGAAGCUGUACAGCUGCAGUCUCUGUAAAGGCAGGAUUUUGGGAAAGUCCCUUCUGCAGGAGCAUCUGCACAAGACACACAAUGUCGACUUUGAUGACAGCAAAGCAGAGCUGGUGGAGUGGAAAAACCACAACUUCAUCGACCCAGGGGACGUGAUCCCCUUCUGGAGCCUGUACACCGAGGAAGAUGGGUUGAAUCAUCGUGAGCUGGAGAAGGAGCUGGGGGAGGACUUUCCCCUUGUGGACAUUCCACUAGAUGAGUUGGAGAAGGAUAACCCAAAUUUGUAUGAGUUGUAUGAGUGGACAGAACAGUACAUCCACAGACUCGAGGUUGCUCGAAAAUAUGCCCUGAGUGAUCUUCAAGAACUUACAUGCAAAGCUUUGGAAGAAGAUUAAAAUACAUUGUCAAGAAAGAAUUUUCUACUAAAUCUCCAUCACUUAAAGAAAGAUGAGUAAGUGAAUAUCUGUCUGUCGUUUGAGACAGAUCAGUGCAGAUACAGUGCUGCACGAACAACUAGACAUCUUUAAUUACCAGGGUGUCGCUCUCCAUUCUAUUGAGGUAUACUCAGGACUCAUUCAUCACCACAGCUACAGCAAGGAAGAGUUCAGUCAGCAGUGGUGGCCAUUUUAGCUUCACCUCCUUCAGUGUGACUGGGACAGAAGCUAUGGUGGCAAAUGGGUCCAGGUUAUUGGUGUGAACAGAAUGGAGUACCCAGGAUAAUACAAGCAAGGAUGAUGCAAAGCUACAUGAAUAAUCUACAAAGGUAGCUGCGUUUCAACUAACAAGAUCUCAAUGUACGUCAUAUCUGUGUGUGGCUCAAGAUUGCCACUUCACACAGUUAAUCGUAUCCUAACUAUCCUGUUUGUCACUGAAAUGAGAAAUAAAGAAUCUUAACACAA